AUGAAUGAAUUAAUGGCUCUUCAUUUGGCUGCUCAAAAUGAAAAUUUUGAGACCAUAGAAUUUCUCCUUUCCCAUGGAUUAGACAUAAAUGUCAAAAACAGUAAGGGAGUUAAUGCUUUUAUUAAUGCUGCCAAAUAUGCCGGCAAAAAUGUAUUGGAGUUUCUUAUUUCACAUGGUAUAGAUGCCAAGGCAAGAACAAACAAUGGAGAUUGUGCUCUUCAUUCAGCUGCUGAAGGAGAUAAUCUUGAGGCUUGCAAAUAUCUUCUUUCACAAGGAUUUGAUAUUAAUACAUUAAAUGAAGAAGGAAAUACUCCCCUUUAUGUUGCCUAUAAAGCAGAUGCUGUUGAAGUGAUACCAUAUUUUGUGGAAAAUGGGGCAAAUACGGAUAUUAAAAAUUCCGAAGGCUUAGCUUGUGUGCAUUUGGCCACAGCACACUUGACAAGACUUAUGAAUAAAUUUUUCCAAAAGGAUGGAUGUAACCUUCAAGCUAAAUUAACUUUAGAAAAGCAAGACACUGAACCCAAUGAUGCAGAAACUGAAGAAAAUAAAGGAAGCAAAUCCUUUAUACAAUCACUCUUUAACAGGGAUGAAACAUAUCCUAGCAUCAAUCGAAAAUGCAAAUUAUGCUGA
Trichomonas vaginalis G3 is the source of this 630-nucleotide messenger RNA. Its product is annotated as spectrin binding. Gene Ontology annotation, cellular component: cytoplasm; nucleus. The record is from RefSeq and is a predicted model, not a curated record. Lineage: Eukaryota; Parabasalia; Trichomonadida; Trichomonadidae. The transcript has a single exon. The coding region runs from base 1 to 630 and encodes 209 amino acids. Gene Ontology annotation, molecular function: protein binding.